This is a messenger RNA of Aspergillus fischeri NRRL 181, 1026 nucleotides long. RefSeq lists its product as uncharacterized. NCBI's taxonomy places the organism in Eukaryota, Fungi, Ascomycota, Eurotiomycetes, Eurotiales, Aspergillaceae. The transcript has a single exon. The record is from RefSeq and is a predicted model, not a curated record. The coding region runs from base 1 to 1026 and encodes 341 amino acids.
AUGGAUGCUUUAGGAGCCUUCACCUACAUGUGCGACAACCUGCCGACUUGGAUCGAUCAAAUUUCAGAACUGGCUGCCUAUACCGCUGCCAAACAUGCCGAGUACACCGAGGCUUACAAGAAAUACGCCCCGGUGAGGCCCCGGCGACGCAAGAACAGCUCCGUCUGCUCCAUCCGCACCGAUGACAUCUUCCCUUCGUCCCAGAAUCGUGGUACCUCGGUUGAACCAACCCAGGGAACCCCUAGCACUGCAGCGGGAGCCUCGAUAGCCCAGAUUAGAUUGAUUGGAAAUCCCCGAAAACGCAGUGCCGACGGGACCCCUUCCAUCAACUCCGCCGAGGAGACUGCGGACUUUGUCAGCAUUCGACACAACGUGGUCAUCCACUAUGACGGCCACACGCAAAAGUCGCUGGAGAUGAUGGUACGGAAUAUUGGUACCGCACGGAACAAUAUGCGACGAGGCAAGAUGUCACAGAUCUCCCUGGGUGGGCUCCGACCGCGCAUGGGCAACCCAGACGCGAGGAAGAAUCGUCCAGCACCGGCUCUUCUGGACCAGGCUGACAGUUCUGAUGGCGACAUACUGACCAAUAUUCGCAGCAUGCGAACCAGAGGUCCUCCUCCCGCGGAGGCGUCCUCAAGCCGCGUUCCUCCGAAGGAAACGGUUUUUGAUGUGGUAGAUAGACAGCUCGAGCUGGCACACAGCCACUGCGAGACAGCGGCUUACCAGUUCCUGCGUUAUGGAGAUUGCUCGGCGGAAUUGAAAAGCGUUGUGGAGAACUUUCGGUCAUUACUUGAAUUAGCAACCAAAGAAGCGCGAAAUCUGAAGGCAGAGCAACCUGAGGAGACUUUAAAAGAAGACAUGAAGAAGGAAAGUGUCACGGUCUCACCUACGAAGACGGCUGCCGAACCUGAGGGCGGUAAACCUCCGGCUUCAUGCACCCACGAAAUCGAAGUUGACGACGCUUCGGCUGUUUCAGUGGAAUCUAUCGAUAUCAGGGCCUUCCGCGCCAGUCGGCUCAGAGUCUAG